CCGGAAGUGAGCGCGAGCACGUUUAGCGGCAAGAUGGUGGCCACCAGGAGAGGAACACGCGUGAGUUCCCCAGAGAAAAAAACAAACGAAGAAGCCGCAGAAACUCCGGCAUCGCAUCUCAGAAGAACAAGACGUAGAACAGAGAUAGUGAAAACUCAGUCCCAGUCUGAACACACAAGUGACUCCCAGCAGGAUGAUGCAGAAGAGCAGAACACGGCUCAGGCUGAACCAGAAACCUCACCAAAAAGGGAAACUAGAAGUGCUAAAUGUCGUACAACAGACAAACAGCCAGAAUCCACACAUGAAGCAGAUGUGUCUGAAUCCGAAUCUUGCUGUUCCGUGGCGUCGGAUAUCCAAUUGACAUCCCGAAGCAGACGGAGAGUGACAGUCCGAGUGAAAACUUCAGCUGUGGAUGAACAGGAGGCCUCUAAAACCGAAUCUAGUUCUUCAUCAUUGGCUAAAACGCCACGCAGAUCCACUAGAGGUCAGAAGAAUCCUGCUCCUGUUUUAGGGUCCUCCACUUCACAGGACGAUGAGCACUCUGAGGCCGAGUCCUGCAGCUCAGUGGCGUCUCUGACCACUAGAGUCACAAGGAGCUGCAGGAAGCCUGCUGUCGCUCCUGAGGAUACAACUCACUCAGAGGCUGAUUCUUGCUCGUCUGUAAUUUCUGGCCCUCAGGGAUCCACUGUCCGGAGGUCCACACGAAGCAGAGUGAAGGUCACUGAGUCGAUCCCUAUCCACUUGGAGCAAAGUGAAACUGUAGAGACUCCUGCUGCUUUAGAGCCCAGAAGGACAAGGGGACGCAGUGGCAAAGCAAAGUCUGCUGAGGAAGAUCAGGCUUAUGACUCUGAAUGUCAGUCUGGCCCUAGCUUGAGUCCUAGAAGAACCACCCGAUCUACUAGCCGGGUAGCUGACUCAGAUUCAGAGUCAAUAUUAACUUCUGUUGAUAGUCCUUGUUCUACACAGGGCAAGGGAACCCCGUGUAGUAGCCGAACUGGCUCAGCUAGCAGCAACCGCGCUGUCCGAGUUUCUAGAUCUGUGACACGAAGUGUAAGAGUCGCAGUACUGAAUAUGUCUAUACCGGUGUCCAAAAGUGUUAAAAAGGCCAGUGAAGAAAAUAAAUCUGAGAACGACCAGGCUGAAACUACACAGGAUGUACCUGGCUUGUCUGUAAGUGCAACAAAGUCUGACAUGGAGGAUGAAGAGGAGAUGGAGGAGGAUGCGAAUAAUAAAACAGUUAUUGCUGUAGAUCAGGAAUGUUCUGUUGCUGAGGACAAUGAUGGGGAUUUUACAUUAAGUCUUGAUGAGGAUGAGGCUGAAGUGAGAAUUAAACGCGAGAGCAGACAAGACAUUUCUUCUAAGACUGAGAAGGAGCUUCCAGAGGAGGCCAUGGACACACAUGAGGCCAGCUGUGUGCAGGAAGUCCAAGCCAUGGAAAAGGAAUCGAGUUCCGCAUCUGAUACCGAAGUUAGACAAAGUUCUAGUCAAGCUGCACGUAAAGAGAAUUUAAAAGUAGUCACUGAACCAGAGGAGAAAAUGGAAGCAACCAAGAACUUGACGGAUGUGGUAACUGAUGAAGUCGCCAUGGAAGACACGACUAACAAGGAAGGACCGUCAUCAAGCUCAAAAGCAUCCAGUAUUGAGAAGACCAAGCCUGUGAAGGGAUGUAUCAGCUUGCUGGACAGCAGUGAGGAUGAGGAGAGUGAUGAUGAUGAUGGACUCUCGGUGGACACAGGUAAUGACAAGGCUGGGGACUUGGAGAGUGAGGAUGAGGUGUGCCGAUUGGAGGAUCAGCCAGGCCCCUCCACUGCACCAGAUUCACUCGUGGGUAAAGGCCUGUUUGUUCUUGACACACGUCCUGGCCGUCAACCCAAUGAGAAGUACUUCAUCGAUACUACACAGGAAGAAAGAGAUGACAAGGACUCCAAAGCUGUCGAAGACGAAGAGGAUUUUGUUGACGAAGAGGGAGAUGAUGAUGAGGAAGAGGACGAAGACUCAAAAAUACUCUUCACUACAAGGAAGCCGGCAUUGAGUGAGUUAUCCAGUUCUAUUGACCCCGGGUUGAAAGUAAAAGCCCUUGGUGGAUUAUAUAUCAACUUUGAUGGCAGGAAAUCCAAAUCUGUCUCCGACAACCUGAAAAAGCUGAAGGAUCAGAAGAAUCAGGAUGAGUUGCUGAAGAAGAGUGUAAUUGUUGCAGACUUUGAAAAGAAAGACACCGUGCCACCGUACAAAGAAUCCAAACAUGCUGCUAAAUUAAAGCGCAGGGAGGAGAAAGCUAAGACUACAGGAGAUGGCUGGUUCAACAUGAGAGCUCCUGAACUAACAGCGGAACUGAAGAAUGAUCUCAAGGCUCUACAGAUGCGUCCAGCCACGGAUCCCAAGCGCUUUUACAAGAAGAACGACAGAGAAGGUUUUCCCAAAUACUUUCAAGUUGGAACAGUGGUUGAUAACCCCAUAGACUUCUACCAUUCCCGAAUUCCCAAGAAACAGAGGAAGAGGACAAUUGUGGAGGAGUUGCUCGCUGACGCAGAGUUCAGAAGUUUUAACAAGAGGAAAUACACUGAGAUCAUGGCAGAAAAAGCAGCAGCAGCAGCUGGAAAGAUGAAUAAAAAGAAGCAUAAAUUUCCUAAAAAGAAAUGAUAAGCUUGACUUGUGCCACCAGUUUGGAGGAUUCAACAACAUGAAGGUUCUCAUGACUGAUCCUCAAUAAAUCAUGUAAACCAGCAGGCUCUGGAGCUCAGUUUUUCUUCUGUGUGGAAA
This is a messenger RNA of Hemibagrus wyckioides, 2760 nucleotides long. It is a transcript of the gene dnttip2, whose product is annotated as deoxynucleotidyltransferase, terminal, interacting protein 2. Bases 34 to 2640 code for a protein of 868 amino acids. Gene Ontology annotation, cellular component: nucleolus. Gene Ontology annotation, biological process: RNA processing. The record is from RefSeq and is a predicted model, not a curated record. NCBI's taxonomy places the organism in Eukaryota, Metazoa, Chordata, Actinopteri, Siluriformes, Bagridae. Gene Ontology annotation, molecular function: RNA binding. The transcript is spliced from 8 exons.